Messenger RNA from Cinclus cinclus, 2488 nucleotides. RefSeq names its product tyrosine 3-monooxygenase/tryptophan 5-monooxygenase activation protein epsilon (gene YWHAE). Gene Ontology annotation, cellular component: cytoplasm. Bases 64 to 831 code for a protein of 255 amino acids. Gene Ontology annotation, biological process: signal transduction. The record is from RefSeq and is a predicted model, not a curated record. The transcript is spliced from 6 exons. NCBI's taxonomy places the organism in Eukaryota, Metazoa, Chordata, Aves, Passeriformes, Cinclidae.
CCCCCGGACCCAUCGGCUGCCAUCCGCCCCGCGCAGUCCCCGCUGCCGCCCCGCCCGUAGGACAUGGACGAUCGGGAAGACCUCGUCUAUCAGGCCAAGUUGGCUGAGCAGGCUGAGCGCUACGAUGAAAUGGUUGAAUCAAUGAAGAAAGUGGCUGGAAUGGAUGUGGAGUUGACAGUGGAAGAAAGAAACCUGCUUUCUGUUGCAUAUAAAAACGUGAUUGGAGCCAGGAGAGCUUCCUGGAGAAUAAUCAGCAGCAUUGAACAGAAAGAAGAAAACAAAGGUGGAGAAGACAAAUUAAAAAUGAUUCGGGAAUAUCGGCAAAUGGUUGAGACUGAACUGAAGUUAAUCUGUUGUGACAUUCUGGAUGUACUGGACAAACACCUCAUUCCAGCAGCUAACACUGGCGAGUCCAAGGUUUUCUAUUACAAAAUGAAGGGGGACUACCAUAGGUAUCUGGCUGAGUUUGCCACAGGAAAUGACAGGAAGGAGGCUGCAGAGAACAGCUUGGUGGCUUACAAAGCUGCUAGUGAUAUUGCAAUGACAGAACUCCCACCAACACAUCCCAUCCGCUUAGGACUUGCGCUCAACUUCUCUGUAUUCUACUAUGAAAUUCUUAAUUCUCCUGAUCGUGCCUGCAGGUUGGCAAAAGCAGCUUUCGAUGAUGCUAUUGCAGAACUGGAUACACUGAGUGAAGAAAGCUAUAAGGACUCUACACUUAUCAUGCAGUUGUUACGUGAUAACCUGACACUAUGGACUUCAGACAUGCAGGGUGAUGGUGAAGAACAGAAUAAAGAAGCGUUGCAGGAUGUGGAAGAUGAAAACCAGUGAGACACAAAGGCCAACAAGAGAACCCAUCUCUGACCACCCUCCCCCUUCCCCACAAAAACCCUCAGUGUCACUCUGAGAACCACCAAAUCUGACUUUUACAUUGGGUCUCAGAAUUUAGGUUCCUGCCCUGUUGGGUUUCUUUAUUUUUAUUUUUUUUUACACAGUUUAAAAGUUCUUAAAGGCAAGAGUGAAUUUCUGUGGAUUUUACUGGUGCCAGCUUUUAGGUUCUUUAAGACACUAACAGGACUGCAUAAAGGCUCUUUCAGCAUUACUGUAUUGUCUCUGCCAGCUGUGGUGACAUUGCCAUCAGACCUGGAUGUGACACCUGAAGGCCGCGUAGGGAGAGAUUGGUCCUGGCCAGGUAGUGCUCAUGUGGUGGCAUCUUUCUUUUUUUUUUUUUUUUUUUUUUUUUAAUAACUGUUUAAACUGAAUUUUAUACCAAUGUUUCAACUUAAUUGGGUGUUUAGCUCGAAGUUGUGAGGUUGCAUUUGGGACAUUUAUUGUAGUGGUUUUACUGUAUAAAAACAAAAAGUUUCCAAACUGCUGAAAUGUUGCUGAAAAUCAUGGUGCUGGUAACAGUUCAACAAUCCGUGGCUGCUCAUUCUUGCCUGUUCUUUACUUUCCCUCCAAGCAGGUUAGCAUUGAAGGUGGCAUUGAUAAGCCUGCAUGCGUGUUCAAUAUUUUUUCUUUUCUCCCUCCCCUCUCCCCAUCUCCCUACGCUCGCUCAACCUCUUUUGUUCAGUAUGUGUAACUUGAAGCUAAUUUGUACUACUGGAUAUCUGACUGGAGCCACAGAUACAGAAUCUGUAUUGUUCUUACUGAAACACAGCAUGGAAUUAACAUUAAACUUAAAUAAAACAAACCUAAAUUAAAAAUGCCAACCAUCACUAUGAGUUUCUGUUAGAAGAAUAACUUUGCUUUGUUGCUUGUACUAGGAACAGUUGGAGGGGGAGAGAGCAGCAGGAACAGCCUUGUUCUUCAGACAGGAGCUAAGGAAGAUUUGGUCUGAGCGUGAGUUGUGCUGCUGGGAGCAGCCCUUUUAUCCUGUAGUCUUUUCAUAUAUAAACCCCUGGGAAAUGGUUGGUGAAUCCUCUCACCUGCUGUUCCAGCACUUCUCAUCCAGUGCAGUUCCCUAGGAGAGAAGGGACACAGGUUAUCUGCUCUGCUGGGAAUAACCUGCUCCUUGGAAUGGACACCAGGCUGGGGCUGGGCUCAGCCUCCCCCUAAACCACGUAAAGAAACUGCACCAAAGACAAGGGGGGGGUUGUUUUUUUUUUUUUUUUUUUUUGUAAAAAUUUAUUCAGCGUAGUCUGGCAGAGGUUAUACACCAACAUCUGCAACGUGCUCUGCACACACUGAGCACAUCUGGGGGAUGCCUGCAGUUUAUCCCACAUUCCAGCCCAGAGCAGGGCUGGACAAUGGCAUCAUGUCAGGAAACGGAGCAGAGGGUGAGAGGCAGCAGUGGGUGAGAAUCAUUCAGGGCUGGCUGUGGCUGCAGCAGGAGGGAGGGGAAGGAUGUCUAAGGCAAGUAGAGCAGGAUGCACAGGCUGGGCUGUGCAGCUGUGCCAUGGAUGCAGCAGCAAUUCCCCAUGGAGCCCUGCACCCUGCAGCUGUUGGGGUUAAAGGAAGGUGCCGAGGAAGAACCUGUGCUGCAGCC